Messenger RNA from Etheostoma cragini (Arkansas darter), 873 nucleotides. Its product is annotated as dynein heavy chain 5, axonemal-like. Gene Ontology annotation, cellular component: dynein complex. Gene Ontology annotation, molecular function: dynein light intermediate chain binding; dynein intermediate chain binding; minus-end-directed microtubule motor activity. The record is from RefSeq and is a predicted model, not a curated record. The transcript is spliced from 6 exons. The annotation marks the transcript as partial. NCBI's taxonomy places the organism in Eukaryota, Metazoa, Chordata, Actinopteri, Perciformes, Percidae. Gene Ontology annotation, biological process: microtubule-based movement.
AACCAAAGCCCGUCUCUGGACCUGCCGCUGACCCGGGACGAGCAGACCAUCUUCGAGUUCACCGUCAACGAGCAGGGGCAGUGGGACCACUGGUCCAACAAGGUGCCGGAGUAUCUCUACCCCCAAGACCACGUCCCCGACUACUCGUCCAUCCUGGUCCCCAACGUGGACAACGUGAGGACGGACUUCCUGAUGCGGACCAUCGUGAAGCAGAGGAAGGCCGUGCUGCUGAUCGGGGAGCAGGGAACCGCCAAGACCGUCAUGGUCAAAGGCUACACCAGUAAGCUGGACCCGGAGCUCCACCUCAGUAAGACGGUGAACUUCUCGUCGGCCACGCUGCCCAGCAUGUUCCAGAGGACGGUGGAGAGCUACAUCGAUAAGCGGAUGGGCGCCACCUACGGGCCGCCGGCGGGGCGCAGGAUGACCGUCUUCAUCGACGACAUCAACAUGCCCGUCAUCAACGAGUGGGGGGACCAGGUAACCAAUGAGAUCGUGCGUCAGCUGAUGGAGCAGGGGGGGUUCUACAGUCUGGAUCGCCCCGGGGAGUUCAUCACUGUGGUGGACGUGCAGCUGGUGGCGGCCAUGAUCCACCCGGGGGGGGGGCGGAACGACAUCCCCCAGCGUCUGAAGAGGCAGUUCUCCAUCUUUAACUGCACCCUGCCCUCCAACUCCUCCAUUGAUAAGAUCUUCAGCACCGUGGCGGGGGGGUACUUCUGCCCCGAGAGGGGCUUCAGCGCCGCGGUGUGCCGGCUCGCCGCCGCCCUCGUCCCCACCACCCGGCGGGUGUGGCAGGCCGUCAAGGCGAAGAUGCUGCCGUCUCCGGCUAAGUUUCACUACAUCUUCAACCUGAGGGACCUCAGCCGCAUCUGGCAG